GCCUUUCGUGCCCCCAUCAUAGCAUCCCUGUGUGUUCUUUUUGGUUGGGGACUUAUUGGGAAAUGCCCUUGUCUUCCUUCCAUCCAAAUCCUCCCCCCGCACACCCCCGUGUAAGGAGGAGAGGAGCGAAAAGGAUCAGGUGUGUCUGUGUGUGGCAGUAGCUCACGCAACCGGCCUCAAAAACUCCCCACAGCCCUCCUCCUCCCUCCUCCUUCCUCCCCCUCCCUUAAGAAUCCCUCCUCCCUCUUUUCUUCUCUUCUUUCUCAUUCAAACGAAGCAACUCCUGUUGUGUCAGUUUUAUCUUCUUCCUCUCCACCACUAACCACCACCGAGCCAUGGCAGAGGAGGAUCAGCAGCAGCUUUCCCCCCUUAGGUGGUGAAGUUCCUGAAGCUACUGAGCCAUCCCCAUAGGCUCAAGAAGAUCUGAAGUAUUACAUGUGGAGAUAUACAUGAACUAGCUUUUUCUGAAGGCAUGUUAAAUGAACUGAAAAGAAAUAGCAUAGCAAUCCUAUACCUUCACUCGGAGAACUGAUGGACACUUUUAUAAAUAGUUCGUAUCGCAUGUGGAUAGCCUCACCUACAGAUGAGAGGAAACAUUCAACGGACUUUUCUCUUCAAGUAAUCAGUUGGACUCAAACUUUUGCAAGUAAACAGGUGAGAAACGAUUGAAGUGGCCUUAUUCCCAGCACACAAGAUCUCUUCAUUUUCAUCAUCAAACAUGCCGACUCAGCCUCUCUUAGCGUAUAUGGAUGGGCCAGAUGGUAUCGCCAGUACUGUUGGUUCACGUAUGGAGAACAAUGAUGCCACAAUGCCAAUCAAAGGGGCCAACACAAUUUCAUACAAGAACUUGCAAGACAAAUUCUUAAUGCAAGGUGAAGGAUGCGUGCCUUUGGACUGCAUGUUCUGUGAUCAGACUUUCAAGCAUCCGGAAGAUCUUGGUAAGCACGUCUUAACGCAGCACAGGCCAACCCUUUGCGAGCCAGCUGUUCUGCGAGUUGAAGCAGAAUAUCUUAGCCAUUUUGAUAAAGGACAAGUGAGAGCAGAUUUCAAGUCCUCAGAAGUGAAUGAAAAAGAGAACCAAGAUUUCAGCUGUGAAGUUUGUGGGCAGACAUUUGAUGAGUCUUUUGAUGUUGAGGCCCACAUGAGGAAGCAUAAGGACUCUUUCACUUACUGGUGCAGCGUGUGUGGAAGGCGAUUUAAGGAGCCCUGGUUUCUCAAAAAUCACAUGAGAACUCAUACUGGUAAGCCUGGCUCUAGAAGCAAGACACCCCAAGAAUCUGAGACUCCUAUAACAAUAAAUGAGGUUGUGCAGGACCAUGUAACUGAAAGCAUUACAUCGCCUUAUAAAAUCUGCAUGGUUUGUGGCUUCCUAUUUCAAAAUAAGGAGAGUCUAAUUGAGCACAGUAAAGUACAUACCAAAGAUUCAGUUGCUGGCAGUGAUGGCUCAGAAGCCGAUAGAAGUGGGAAAGGAAAUAGAUCGCCCAGAGAGGAGUUUUUGCAGUUCUUAAACUUGAAACCACGCUUGCCUCCUAGCAGUAGCAAAGUAGAAAAGCCCGUGAAAUGGAUAGUGGAAUUGGAUCCAUUCAGUACCUAUCAGGCAUGGCAACUGGCUACCAAAGGUAAAAUUGCCACUAGUCACGGACAAAUAAAAGAACCAGGGCAAGAAGGAAGUACAGAUAACGAUGAUUCAUCUUCUGAUAAAGAGGAGCUUGGGGAAAUUUGGAAAGCAAACAAAGUGAACCAGACUGAAAGCAUAGGGAAGACUAAGACAAGCAAAAGUGGAAGUUAUGCAGGGAUUGGUAACGUAUCACAAAAUACAUUCAAAUAUCCCUGUCGUGAAGUGCCUUCUAUGGAGAUAAAUUCUAAGUCCCAUAACAAAGAUAAGCCCACCCAUUGUUCGGAGUGUGGCAAAGCCUUUCGAACUUACCACCAGCUAGUCCUUCAUUCAAGAGUACAUAAGAGAGACCGAAAGAAUGAUUUGGAAGUGAGUUCUGUUGAAGGAAAGCAGCCUAGAGCAUGUCUUACGGAUGUAGUGACUCUGGAUGAGAACGGAGCAGGAGAACGUGUGGAUGGAGGCUCUGAAGAUGGGUCUGAGGAUGGACUCAUUGAGACUUUAGAUAAAAAUGAAGACGGAAUGGAAAGAGGAAAAGUUAAAAACCUUGGGACCUCCAGAGAAUGCAGCUAUUGUGGGAAAUAUUUCCGCUCAAACUAUUACCUCAAUAUUCAUCUCAGAACUCACACAGGUGAAAAACCAUACAAAUGUGAAUUUUGCGAGUAUGCUGCAGCUCAGAAGACAUCUUUGCGCUAUCAUUUAGAAAGACAUCACAAGGACAAACAUGUAGAAACUGCAGCUGAUAUGAAAAGCGACGGUAAAGGUUUGUUACUUUCUCAGGAGGUGGGGUUCUUGCCAGGCACCACUAGUGCUCCAGAAACCAAAAAUCUGAAAAGGCUCCUUGAAGAUGCCAAAGAUGCUAAAGGAAGCCCACCUGUAAAACAGCAGAAAGAGAUGUUUCCCUCCUUUCAGAGCACAUCGAAAAGUGUAACUCAGGACACACACAAAGGUACAGACUGUAAUGGCUUGGAUGAGGACGCAUCAGUUUCCUGCCUUGAAAAAUUAAAAUUGGAAAAAAAUGCAUUAGAACCUCAGGAAAACAACCAUGCUGACAGGACUGAGAAAAGGAAUUGUGCAUCGCCAGAAAGUAUGCUUUAUACUGGUGCUUUGAAAGGCAGAACAAAUACGAAAUUUCCAAGUGGAAUGACAGAAAAUUCUAAAGAAAGCCCCUUAAAUUUAUCUACUGCUUCUUCCCAGGAUGUUUCAUUAAUAUCUCUCUCUCGAGGCUCCUUAGCAACCAGCACCUGUCCCUUUUGUACUUACCGUACACUCUAUCCAGAAGUUCUAAUAAUGCACCAGCGACUGAUGCAUAAAUACAAUCCCAAUACUGUUAAUAAAAAUGGCAUCAGAAAUAGGGCAGAUAUUAAAGCCAGGCGUACUGGAUGCCCACCAUAUCUUUUGGGCAAGGAUGUGCCCCCUCUGCCUCUUAACCCUGGGAAAACCAAGCCCUCCCCAUCUGGCCAGUCGAAAUCCCUGCAUGUGGAGAAGGUGAAACAGUGUCCUGGUCUACAGAGCAAAGUGCCCACUCUUUCAGGGUUGAAUUCCAGCAACAUGGCACCAAAUAACUUGAAAUCAUGCAAACAGCAAAUGGCUGGAGCGCAAGUGAAUAUUUAUAGGCAACAGCAUGAAAUACACCACGGCCUUGGUACCGCUCAAGCACAGGACAGAGGGAAGAGGCUGGAUCCUAAAGCAAGAGUUCUGGCUUCUCAGUCGGGCGCAGUGAGUAGCAACAUCAAUGGCUCUCACGAGACUCCUCCGCAUGAAGUUGUUUGGUCAAGUAAUCAAGGAAUAGGGUUUUUAAGUAGCAGACCUGCAGGGAAUAUAAACUUGGAAAUUGAUGGACUGCCUUCCAAAAGAGCAAGGCCGAAUCACUUGGCUCCAGAACAGAUGGGCGCUGCUCUGUAUCGGAGAGGGAGCGAUGCAGGCAGAUUACAUAUUUCGGGCAGAUAUGCCAAUCUGCUACCUCAGGAAUGUUCACACGCCAAACCUGCAUCCUCUUUCCUGCCUGCCAAACAAGGGCUCAAGAGCACUGCAGUAGAUGCUAUAAAUCCAGUGACUAUUCUAAAGCCAUAUGAAACAUACGGCCCUGGACCAUUUUACAGUUCCUUUGGCUCAAGCAGCAUUCAAGUCCCCAGCUCUUCAAAAGAAGGGAAAAGGCCAGUGUCGUAUCAACACUUGUCUAGCACCAUGCUACAAAAGCGAAGUUAUGAGAGUCUUAUUGGCAAUACGCAUAAUCGAUCGAAUGAGAAGAGAACAUGAUUUGACUGCACUGAAUGGUAUGAGGAUGCAAAUUUUGAAUUCCCUUGCAGUUGGUCCCAUGAGAAUAAUGAAUGAUGAAAGCUACCAAACUAAGCUGUGAUUGUACUGUGUAUAGAGAAAAACACUACAGUUGUGUAAUGGAAGGUCUGAUCCCAUUUGUACCGUGUGGACGUAAACGUUGUCUAAAGCUGGAUUGCAAAGGACUGUCAAAUGUGUGUAUCAGUUCCUGAUCUUGAAUGAUAUUUUUUCCCCUUAGGAUUACCAUAGACCAAAUGUUCAACAUAAAGUAUAUUUUUGCAUACGUACGUGCUGCUGAGAAGAAAUCAAUUUUUGAAGCUGUUUAUAACCCUUGCGCCUCAGGUAAAUCUGUGCAUUGAAUUUGGUUCAAAUACUAGGAGGAUUUUUGUAUAAGGGUAGCAGUUUGUCAGAUUUUGCUGUGUGCUAAACAAUGUACAUUAAAAAAAAUCAUCCAGAACUACAUAGUUUGUGUUCAUGUGCACAGUUCAAACACUCCCUCAGAGUAAAGCAAGAGCAAUCUAUAAUCUGUUCAAAGAAAACUUGUACUACUUCAAACCGAUGCCAUUUCCUGAACAUUGAAGGUGAGAUGUAUUUAUUUUACUUCCUGUCAAUAAAGGAGUAAGCCUUGUCACAAUCCUUUCCUUACAAUGUGAGUAGAAGGCCUUCAGCUAAUGCCUUCUGACCUUCCAGUGGUUGCUGGAGAAACUUGCAUAUAUGAGAGAGAGAGUUAACUUAUUCCGUUCCUUUCUAAAUGUUCAGCUUUAAACAUAUGUUAAAUGAAUUUUCCUAUAUGUCCAGAACAGAAAAUAGUGUAACCCUUCAACACUGAUGCAACCAUAACUAUACUAGGUGCCCUAAGGAGUUGCCUCAUUUGCUAAAGUGGCAACUCCCAAAAGUCCAGCAAACGACACUAUCCAUCCCCUCGCACUUCAACUCAUGGGAGAGGAUUCCGGUAGGAUACUGGGCAGCCACUGCCUCCUUAACUCAGCAAGUCUUGGUCAGGGUAUAAUGCGCAUCUAGUCAGUACCUUCACUGGGAGGCUUCACUGGGGCUAUAUGUACAAGCCACUCACAUGAGCAUUCCCCUUAUGAAGGUAAUGGCUGGCCCAUUUCAGUGGGCCCAUUGUUUUCACUCAAGCCAAGAGUGGCGGGCAGGGGUAGGCAUUCACUGCUGUCUGAUGAAGUUCCUGUCCCACACUUGCAGAUCUCCGGGGUGUGUGUGUGUGUGUGUGUGCGCGCGCCCAGCCCAGCCCCAAGCUGGUUUGAUAAGUUCAUCAAGGAGCUGUUUGUGUGAAUUUAAGCAUGUUUCCAUUGCACAUGAUUGAAUGGGGGUGGGAGGGGUUGUCUGUUCCCAACAGAACAGUGGUGCAUAUUGAUGGUGGUUCCAAGCAGCUAUUGAAGCCUCUAAGGACCACUUUACAAGAAUAUAUUUUUUUGACUUACAAAUGGUUCCAGGACAAAAUGGUUUCAAGCAUAUUUUUUGCACUCUUGAAUACGUGUUUCUUUGUAUCGGAUGUAAAAUGGCAAAACAGACGUUCUUGGAGAUUUCUCUAUCCCUCCUCCCCAUAUGCAGCUUGCAGACAUUUUAAAUGUAUGUCCUACUUCCUAUGUAUUAUGGAAUAUGUAAUUUUGAUGUCUCUGUAAAACUGGCAAUGUAAUGAAGUGCUGUGUAUCAGGAAAUUGUACGCAAUUUACCCUUUUCCUGUUCAUAAGCUGAGCCAUAUGUACAUAAAAUCUAGAUUUGUUUUCCUAGUUUUGCACUUUUAUAGCCUAUUUUUUGAAGAUGAAUACACUUGGAAGAUGGUUAAUCUAUUUUUGCUUGAUCCUUCAAUGUGUACUAUAAGUUGUCUGUCUCUCUCUCCUUUUUAAAUAACAGAUCUUAAGAAAUAGACAAAGACCAGGGCUGUGCUUAAUUACCACUUUUAAAAGAAUCCUGUCUUAUGUUGGUGCAGUUUUUUCUGAAGCGUUAGGUCCCCUUCCCCCUUCAAUUUGGGACGUUACAAAGAUGAAUGGGUUUUUUUGGCUUUUGAAUUUGGAGUUCAUGGUUUCCACAUCUGACUCAAGAUGUCCCUUCAACGUUAUCUUUUAUAGCAUGGUAAAUGCUAAGCUUGAGCUCCUUUCAGUUCUGCAAAAAUAACAUUGGAAGCCCCUCCAUAUUGAUGGUGUGUUUCCAGGAGGGGUGAUCCUUGUGGGGAUUUUCCCUGCAGGGCCUGAGGCUUCUGAUCUUACUUUUUUUGCACAGGAAGAAAUAGCUCCCACACCAUGAACAUGAAUGCAGGAAGCGACUUUAGCUGCAGUCUAUCAAUCACAUCUGCAUAAGAGCGCCAUAAAAGAAUUUGCAGUACCAGGGCUUUCUAGAUUGCACCUCUGGUCUCCAAAGUAGGUUUUGCCCAUCAGUAUUAACUAUGGGAUACUACUGUUUGGGGUGCCCCCCCCUUUUGGUCGGCAAUAACAAUGAGUAUGCAGGUACAAGUUGAUUUGUUAUAUUUAUUUCCUUUUGAUUUAUUUUAAUUGUGAAACCUUUAAGCUGUAGACACCAUACAAGUCAUUUAAUUUAUGAUGUGUUUUCAGUUUAGCAAAAUAUGUUGUUACAUGUGGAUGUAAAUAUAGACUUGGUGUUUUUGCAAAUA
Molecule: messenger RNA, 6518 nt
Organism: Hemicordylus capensis (graceful crag lizard)
Lineage: Eukaryota; Metazoa; Chordata; Lepidosauria; Squamata; Cordylidae
Gene: ZNF217
Product: zinc finger protein 217
Exons: 6
Coding region: 719-3871 (1050 amino acids)
Biological process (GO): regulation of DNA-templated transcription
Cellular component (GO): nucleus
Molecular function (GO): DNA-binding transcription factor activity, RNA polymerase II-specific; RNA polymerase II cis-regulatory region sequence-specific DNA binding
Source: RefSeq, a predicted model, not a curated record